This is a messenger RNA of Penicillium riverlandense, 1203 nucleotides long. RefSeq lists its product as uncharacterized. Gene Ontology annotation, cellular component: U2-type post-mRNA release spliceosomal complex. The transcript is spliced from 2 exons. The record is from RefSeq and is a predicted model, not a curated record. The coding region runs from base 1 to 1203 and encodes 400 amino acids. Gene Ontology annotation, biological process: spliceosomal complex disassembly. Lineage: Eukaryota; Fungi; Ascomycota; Eurotiomycetes; Eurotiales; Aspergillaceae.
AUGAGUUCGUUUUCCAAUCGUCGAAAGCCGCGCAAGAUUGGCGGGGAUGAAAAUGAGGAUGAGGACACUACACAAGACAAUGAACCAGUCGUCAAGCGGCCAGCAAGCUCGAAACCGAAGCAGAAAUCCAAACUGCGGCUCUCGUUCGGACCGGGGGAGACGUCGAUGAAUGAUGGUGGUGACCAAGAAAGCGAAGUGGUCAUCCCCAAACGACAUGGUCUAGGCCGGAAGGCGAUGGAAAGAAGUGCUUUUCAGCGGACAGGCUCGUCAGAACGACUGUCCACGCGAGUGAGCCAGGACAAAGAUCGGCCGAGCUACAGCAGUGACUAUCUGAAGGAAUUGCGAGACUCUACACCCUCGACACCGAAGACGAGCACGGACGACGAAAAAGAUCGAGCGGUGGAUGUGGCGGCCAAAUUCGGCGAGGUCAUGACCGUCUCCGGACCGUCGGCGAUCCCCAGUGAAGCUGAGAUCAGAGAGAAGAAAGCGCGCCGGGCCCGGCUGGCUAUGGAACAUGGUGCCCAGGAGGAGGAUUACAUUGCGCUUGACGAUGAAGACGGCGUUGCCCAUCAUGACGACUGGGAUGUGGCGGCACGAGGGGAGAAGGUCAAAGACACGAGACUAGUCAGAGACGACGAAGACUUUGCCGAGGGGUUUGAGGAGUAUGUUGAAGACGGCAAAAUCUCACUGGGCAAAAAAGCAGAGCGCGAGCAACAGCGGAAACAGCGUGCAGCCAUGCGUGAGCUUAUUGAUGACGCCGAGGGUGUAUCGGACGAAGAAGAUUCGGAUAUCGAGGAGAAGGCCGCCUAUGAAGCUACUCAGACCAAGAAGGCGAUGGGCAAUGGCCGUGCAGACCGUCUCGAUCGGCCCCGGACGCCUCCCAAGAUGACUUCUCUUCCCAAGUUGGCCCACAGUCUAGAGCGACUACGAACCUCCCUGGCUGGUAUGGAAACAUCCAAAACGCAAAUGAUAAGUCGUAUGGAAGAUUUGAGGAAGGAAAAGGAAGAGGUUUCUAUGCGCGAGGUGGAGAUUCAGGCACUGAUUCAGGAAGCGGGGGAAAAUUAUGAACGACUCAAGAAAGAGGCCGGGAUUGACGCCAGUGCUGAUGGAGAUGCCUCAGCGCGUGCGCUGGAGCAACCGCGUGGCUUGGAGAGUAUCGGUGCGCCGGUGGCUUCGUCUGGUUCUAGCGAUGAAGAAGUUUGA